This is a messenger RNA of Leptinotarsa decemlineata (Colorado potato beetle), 350 nucleotides long. RefSeq names its product sodium-dependent neutral amino acid transporter B(0)AT3. The record is from RefSeq and is a predicted model, not a curated record. Gene Ontology annotation, molecular function: amino acid:sodium symporter activity; glycine transmembrane transporter activity. Lineage: Eukaryota; Metazoa; Arthropoda; Insecta; Coleoptera; Chrysomelidae. Gene Ontology annotation, cellular component: plasma membrane. Gene Ontology annotation, biological process: sodium ion transmembrane transport; nitrogen compound transport; amino acid import across plasma membrane.
CAACAUCAAUCUGCUUAUGAAACACGAUUUCCUAGCGAAAAGUUUAUUGCCUUCCCAAAUCUCAGAAGACACCUACCAGCACGCUUUAUUACAUGCCAAUAACACAAUUGACAUCAGGGAGUGCUCCUUGGACAGAGAAUUGGAUGCGGCUGCUGAAGGAACUGGUCUUGCCUUCAUAGUUUUCACCCAAGCUAUAGUGGAGCUGCCAGGCGCUCCAUUCUGGGCGGUCAUUUUCUUCAUGAUGCUGCUGUCGCUUGGAAUUGGGUCACAGAUCGGGAUCUUGGAAGGAAUGUUGUGUACAGUCUUCGAUAUUGAGAUACUGAAAAGGGUUGGCAAGCAAUAUAUCACAG